Molecule: messenger RNA, 1485 nt
Organism: Eimeria mitis
Lineage: Eukaryota; Apicomplexa; Conoidasida; Eucoccidiorida; Eimeriidae
Molecular function (GO): GTP binding; GTPase activity
Source: RefSeq, a predicted model, not a curated record
AUGUUCGGUCGAGCUGGUUGGUGGUGCUGCUGUCGGUGGUUGCAGCGGCCGUUGGGGUGUAUCCUCAGCAGCAGCCAAGGGUGUGGUGGUUUGCUGCUGGGUGUGCUGCAGCAGCUGCAGCAUCUGCAGCAGCUGCUGCAGCAGCUGCAGCAACAGUUGCAGCAGAUGAUGCCAGGGGAUUUGUUGCUGCGUUCCCGUCGCAGCGUUUCCCGCUUAUUUAGCCGCGGCCAUAGACAGCAGCAGCAGCAGCAACAGCAGCAACAGCAGCAGCAGCAGCAGCAGCUGCGCGUGCUGCUCGUCGGCCGCCGCUUCUCAGGGAAGACAGCCCUUGUCUAUAGACUCAAAUUGGGGGCCUUCAUACCCACCAGGCCCUCUGUCGGCAGCAACACCGAGUCGUUUGUGCUGCCGCCUGAGGGAGAGAAGGAGCUGUGGAGAGCAGCAGAAGGAGACAGCGGGGGGAACGAUGCGGCGCUGCUGGGAUCGUCUCCGCCUGAUGUAGAGACACCAGAGACAACCAGCGCCAGCAGCAGCAGCAGCCGCAGCAGCAGCAACAACAGCAACAGCAGCAGCAGCAGCAGCAGCAGCUCAAGACACAGAAACACACCACUGCUUGUUCAUAUAUGCGACGUUGCGGGAGGAGACGGAGAGACCCUAGAGUGGCAGGGGCUGCAGCGGGACCUAAGCGCAGCGCGUCACCCUGAAGAAAUUGAGGAUUUGCUGGCGCUGCCUGAGGAGGUGCAGCAGACGUGUCAGGUUGUGGGGUGGAGUGCUGUCUCCGGCUUAGGAGUUGCAGAUGUGCAGCAAUGGUUUGCUGCUGCUGCUGCUGCUGCUGCUGGGGGGGGCGCGGCCCCGGGCCCCCCACAUCCCGCAGCACGUGGAGAUGCCUAUACACCCGAGAGACCCUUCUUUGCUGAUCCCUUGCUGGGAAUUGCUGCAGCACGCAGCUCCGCUGUCUCUGCUGCUGCUCCGGUGUCUCCUCUCUCCUCACCGGGGGCGGCAGGAUUCACACACGCAGCAACACCAGCAGCAGCAGCAGCAGCAGCAGCAGCAGGAAAAAUUGCUGGCCCGCAGCGCCGACAUAUACCUCUGCAUGAGCAGCUGCAGCAGCUGCAGCAAAUGCAGCCAGACCAUCAGCAGCUGCAUCAGCUAGAGCCGCAGCAGCUGGUGCAGCGCCUACAGCAGCAGCACCAGCAGCUGCACCAGCUACAGGAGCAGCAGCGUCAGCAGCUUAAGCAGCUACAAGAGCAGCAACUGCAGCAGCAGCAGCUGCAACAGCAGCAGCUGCAACAGCAGCAACUGCUGCAACAGCAGCAGCUGCUGCAACAGCAGCACCUGCUGCAACAGCAGCAGGAGCAUGAACAGCAGCAUGAGCAGCAGCAGCAACUGCAGCAGCAGCAGCAGCAGCAGCAACAGCAACAGCAGCAUCGUGAGCAAGGGGAGACAGGAGACCCGCCAGGGACUUUCUCUCUCCUAGAUGGCCUCUAA